Messenger RNA from Phanerochaete carnosa HHB-10118-sp, 788 nucleotides. RefSeq lists its product as uncharacterized. The transcript is spliced from 4 exons. NCBI's taxonomy places the organism in Eukaryota, Fungi, Basidiomycota, Agaricomycetes, Polyporales, Phanerochaetaceae. The record is from RefSeq and is a predicted model, not a curated record. The coding region runs from base 24 to 494 and encodes 156 amino acids.
CUCACCUCGAACAGUCAACAACAAUGGGACCCGGCCCCGUCAUCCUCACUCUCGACUCCUGGGUAGAACAACAUCUGCAGGAGGUGCUCACGGCGAAAAGUCAGACUGCCUUCGACGACGCGUUUGAUGCGUUCGUUGCGCUGGACGCAAGCAUCACUGUCAACGGCCAGCACAUGUCGCGCGCCGAGUACAAGAAGACGCUCUGGAACGACGAGGCGCACGAAACCUCGGGCACCGUGACCUUCAAGGGCACCGUUGCGGUGCCGAAGAACUCAAAGGCCAUUGUUCAGACGGGUGAGGUCGGCGUGUUUUUCGAGGCGUCGAUCCACCGCAACCCGCUGCUGUUCAACAACAACAUCACGGCUUCGAUGAACCUUGUUGUUGAACAGGUAAAGUCCAAGCACGAUGAGCCGAGCGAGUUCGAUGGCCGCCAGGCGACGAACAUCAACCAGGUCUUCACGGACGUCGCGAGCAACGUCUCUGACAGCCAUUAAAGUUAUUUUGGUAUUUUGCGGUUACGUGUACGCUCUAUAAGUAGCGCAGACUGCCGAAAUGUUGUUUAUGCCGGGUCUGUGCCCUAAUUUGUUCCACGGUUAUGCCAUGUCAGAUAUGCACGUCUUUUGCGAUUCCCCCUGGAAUCGGUAUCUUGGAUUCGAGGUGGCAGGAUAGGAGGUUGGACAGGAGCCUAAUAGACGCGCGUCCUUUGGCGCCCUGCUUUGCCGCGCCGCGUGCGCAGGUGCGCUGCCCACCCAGCAGCUUGCGCACGAUAUGCUUUGAGACCUGAUGAA